ACUGAGAGAGAGAGAGAGAGAGAGACAUACAGAAAAAGGGGGCGACAUUAGCUCGAAUGCUUUCGAAGAAAGAGAGUGCAAGUAACGUUGAACCAAUCAUUCUUUAAUCGCACAUUUCUUAUCGCGGUUCCGGCAAUCCGGCGCGAGAAAGAUACGCAGAAGUAGAAAUUCGUUAUUCUUAUACGUUAUAACAUCGCUACGUUCGUAACGUCCGUAAAGCAUCUAACUGAAGGAUCGAAGAUAUUUUCAAACAGGAUCAGAUAUGUAUAAAAAAGACGAGAUGGUGUAUUUUGAUGCCGAUAAGGAUACCGAACCGGUUUUUGAUAGGAUGGACACAGAGUAUACAAUAUAUGUGAAUAGUUUGCCACUAGAGUUAGAUGAGGUUGCUAUUAAAGAAGUUUUUAAUCAGUAUGGUAAAAUUAGUGGAAUAUUCUAUCCUCGUAAUGCCACAUGGGCUUAUAUUACAUAUAAAUCAUAUCGUGAAGCAGAACAUGCUAUACGGGAACUCAAUAAUAAAAAACCACUAUAUUUAAAAGUUGUACUUGCAAAAGAAAGAUCUGUUAUAAGGGAGGAGACAUUGCCAAAAUCAUAUGUAUUGGAAUCUUUUGAAGGAAGACCAAAAGCAAUAGAUACUCUCACAGAACUACCUGUGUCUAUUCACAAUGAUAUGAAACACCAAAAUGGUAUGGGUCGUGGCCAAACAUUGAAUGCACUUCGUAAGCAUUCUGCACCACAAAUGUUAGAUAGAUAUGCAGAGAAUGCAUCUUUAUUUCCACAAACAUCUAAUCUUUAUGAAAUCGAAGAACCUAUUGUGAACACAAAUAGAUUAUGGACAAGAGGUGUAAUAACUGUCACAGAAGAUGGACGAAAACAUGUAUCACUUGGACGUGGUUAUAUACUACAUGAAUUUCCAGAGCAGAACCCUAAAGUUGAAGAAUGUAUUGUACAUGUACUUGAAAAACGACAGAAAGGAUUAUAUGAAUUUGGAGAGAACAAAUUUAAGAAUGGAGUACAAAGAUGCCAUAUUUGUUCUAAUAAAACAAGCAAACAUUGUGAAAAAUGUAGCACAUAUUAUUGUAGCAAAGUGUGUCAAAAAAAGGAUUGGCCAAGACAUCAAGUUGAAUGUCAACAGAUACCAAGUUUAGUGGAAGAAUCAAUUAAUGAUAUGUCAUUAUUGCAAAUUAGCAAAGAUGAAAACCAAAUGAAGAUAUCACCAAUGUCAAAUAAAACAAGUAUACCUAAUGAGGUAAAAUUACGACGACCUAAUGCCAUGCAAGUGGAGAAUUCAAACAGCACAAAUGCUAAUAUUAAUAUGCAUAAGAAUAAUGUAGAGAUUACAAACUGUUCUACUGAUAGUGAUAUUAACAAUCAGGAUAAACAUAUGUCUAUUCGACAUGAUAAUAAUACUAAUAUAUCUUAUACUAAGACAUUAAAUGAACAAACAUUAAGUGCACUGAAUACCAAAGAUUUUUCUAAACAAAAUCCAUUGCAGAGAUGUAAUAAUACUAAAGAGGAUACUGAGAAAUCAAGAAAAAAUGAUGAAUAUUCUUUGACAACAUCUAAUUUCACUAACCAAAAUCACAGUCAUUGUACUGGUGCCAUAAAGAAGACUAGUCCUCGUAAUGGAAAAUUCGAUAAUAAUAGCAGUUUAAAAAGCAAAAGUUAUAUUAAUGAUAGAAGUCAAUCUUAUCAAAAGAAUGAAUUGCAGAAUAACAGAAAAUCUACUGCCUACAACGACAGAGAAUUUGUUAAUAGACAAGAAAGUAACUCUUCGAACAAUGGUAUCACGAUGGAUGACGAUCUAUCUUUUUGUAAGAAUAUGUAUUUAUCAAAAACAGAAUUUACAGAAGUAGAAAUUUCAAUAUCAUUGGACAAUGGCGAGUAUUGGAUAUCCACAUUAAAAGAUUCGGAGACGCGCACGAAACUAAUGACGGAAUUACAAAGUGUUGCAAAAAAAUCACGUAAUGUACAACCGAUUAUCGGUAAUAUUUAUGGCGUACUUUAUGAAACUCUUUGGCACAGAGUUAUGAUAAUAUCCCUGAAUCCUUUAAAAGUUCAUUUUAUUGAUUAUGGUAACGAUGAAAUACUGCAAAAAGACACUGAGAUCAGAGAUAUCUCAUAUAUGAUUAAAGUUCCUAAUCUUGCUAGAAAAAUUCGCUUGACAUCACCUGCAAAUGAAAAAUACAAUUUCCAAUGUGGCGAGAUAAUUUUUAUUAAAAUGUUGUCCAUAGAUGCUGAGAAAACAAUAAUAGUAGAUGUGAAAGAGCAAUCUAGAAAAUUAUCUUUACAUUUGGAAAAUGCUUCAAAUACGAAUAAUACAGUGGAGAAAUUUGUACAACAAGAAAACUUAAAAGUAUUAGAUGAAAAUGUAAAACCUAUGGAUCAGACACCACAUACUAUCUUAGAUGCUUUUGCUGAUUUGUUUAGUAAAAAAGCAACUCCGGAAUUAAAAAUUGAAGGUCACAUUCAAAUUUGUGAAUCUGUCCAAGAGAAUGUUUAUAGUGCAACUUUGGGUGUUGAAGAUUUUACUACUGAAAUCGAGAUGAUUUUCAAUGACUUGCAAGAAGAAUGCAUGAAAAUGCAAGAAACUGUGCAUUACAAUCCACAAGAUUUGAUUUGUGGUGAAGGGAAAAGUGCCUGGUGUAGAGGAUAUAUCUUAUCAUCUUCGACAUCAUCUGAUUUACGUAUCAUUGCAAUAGAUGAAGCUAGAUAUAUGAAUGUAAACAAAAUUUUACCAUGUCCUAAAAAGUUUUUAAAUAUUUGUGCUAUUGGAGUAAUAUGUGAAGUAAGCCAUCCCAACAAAUUGACAGUGGAAGAAGUAUAUGAAUUCACAACAAUCAUGAAUGAACAAAACUACAAGCAAGACAAUCUUAAAAUAAAAAUAUUUAAAGAAUCUGAAUUUGUAUGUGAAGCUAUGAUGAAGUCUUGGAAAUUUAUGAUAAGAUCGUCGUUUCCUGCAUUUUCCGAAAUAAAAAGUGGAUCUAAGAUAUGUCUUACCAGUUAUCGAAAUCAUUAUCAAGUGUUUGUGCGUUCUUUGGAUGAAGAGGCAGUAGAAUAUUAUAAUAAUAUUAUGCAACGUGUUGCAGAAUGCGCACGAACGGCACCGUUUCUAUCCAAUCCUCCAUAUAAUAAACAAACAAUUAUCGCUCCAUUCUCUGAUAACAAUAGUUAUCGCGCAUUGGUCAUAAACACACAGAAUGAUAAGGCUAAAAUAGUAUAUACAGAUUUUGGAAAUGUAGACAAUGUUAACAUAAAAGAUCUUCAAGUUUUGCCAGAAACCUUGGCACUGCAACGAAGUUGUUCAGCAAAGAUAAGUUUGAAAAAUGUCCCUUCUGAAGUUUCUAUGAAUACAGAAGUAGAUCUUUUCCUUCGCGAGUUAGUAGGCAACGAAACACCUCUGACAUGUAUAUAUGAGGGUGAUCCAUUGAAAGAUGGGGUUUACUUGACGAUGCCUACAGGAGAAAGUGUUAAUGAUAAGAUAAACCAAUUAUUGAUACCAACUUGGAAGCAAAAAGACUAUUGUGAUAACAAUUGUUACAUGCUAGACAAUAUAGAAUUUGCCAGUUUAGGACAAGUGGGCGAUACGUUAGAUGCAGUGAUAUUAGAUACACCAAAAGAAAAUGAUGGCACAAGAUAUAUGAUGUGUCCCAACAAUAUCGAGUUAUAUACUUAUAUUAGUGAAACGAUGCCCAAAUUGUUAAGAGAAUAUUGCGAGAAAACGGAAUAUUAUAUACCUAGAGAACAGGAAUUGUGUUUGGCACUGUAUCAGAAUGAGUGGUAUCGUGCAGCAUGCCUUGAUCCAAAAAAAUCAUAUACCACAGCUGAAGUUUUUUACAUUGAUUAUGGUAAUAUAGAAACAGUGGAACAUAGGAAUAUAAGGUUAAUGCCUAAAGAUUUCAUUACGCCUGAGGCAAUGUCGAAUAUAUGUACAGUUGUCAAUUUGGCACCUGUCGACAAUGCAGGCAACUAUUCACCUAUCAUACGAGAAAAAGUACUAGAAUUAAUACAAAAAAAUUAUCCCAUUAUCAAAAUUAAAAUUGUGGAGUGUGACAGUGGAGAUUACAAAAUCGAAUUACCGGAUAUUAAAAAUGCAUUAAUAGAAGAAGGUCUCAUACCACCUUCGUAAAAAUUUUAUUUUUUACUUGCAUAUAUUAUUAAGGAUUAUAUGCCAGGAUUAUCCCAAGAUUAAGAUUUUAUUGUUUUUAUUUUAAAUCGUUAUAUUGAUUUAAUUGACAAUUAUUAUCUAUUUUAAACUGUGGACAAUCAUAUACUCAAUGCGCGAGCGUCAUUUUUUAUUUUGUAUUUUCAAUUUAUCAUCAUGUUUUUGCAUUUUUAAACAAGUGAUUGUUUUAUUUUUUCAUGAAUACAUUUAAUAUAGUAUCUGUUUAUAUAAUUUCAUUAUCUUAAUAUCUUUUCUGUGCAACUAUCUGAUUAAGUAUGGAAAAGUUUUGCAACUUAAUAAAAUAUUAAUUUUGUUAAUA
Messenger RNA from Cataglyphis hispanica, 4481 nucleotides. RefSeq lists its product as uncharacterized. Gene Ontology annotation, molecular function: RNA binding. Lineage: Eukaryota; Metazoa; Arthropoda; Insecta; Hymenoptera; Formicidae. The transcript has 16 exons. The record is from RefSeq and is a predicted model, not a curated record. Bases 263 to 4126 code for a protein of 1287 amino acids.